This is a messenger RNA of Arachis stenosperma, 1181 nucleotides long. RefSeq names its product protein PHOSPHATE-INDUCED 1-like. Bases 111 to 1067 code for a protein of 318 amino acids. NCBI's taxonomy places the organism in Eukaryota, Viridiplantae, Streptophyta, Magnoliopsida, Fabales, Fabaceae. The transcript has a single exon. The record is from RefSeq and is a predicted model, not a curated record.
CAAUCCACAAAACAAAAUCUCAUUCGCUAUCUCAGCUUCCACUUAAAAAAAAAAAAAAGAAAAGACCGCUAGCAAUCUCUGCUUUGGUCAGAAUCCAUUUUCACAAAAACAUGGCCACUUUAUUUUCUUCUCAAUGCAUUAUCAAAAUCUUUCUUCUCAUUUCACUCUUCCAACUUUCUUUAGCUGCUAGAAACAUGAAGGAGCUGGUUCAAGACCAAUCCCAGCUACUCCGCUACCAUAACGGUCCGUUACUGUACGGCAAAAUCUCCGUUAACCUCAUAUGGUACGGUCAAUUCAAACCCUCCCAAAAGGCCAUAGUUUCCGACUUCAUAACCUCCCUCACAUCACCGCCUCAAACCAACCAACCACCCGUUGCCACGUGGUGGAAAACCACCGAGAAAUACUACCACCUCACCUCCAAGAAGAAGGGAACUUCCUCUCUUUCACUUUCACUGGGAAAACAGAUUCUCGAUGAGAGUUACUCUCUGGGGAAAUCCUUAACGAGCAAGAAUCUCGUUGAGUUGGCAUCAAAGGGGGACCAGAAAGACGCCAUCAACGUCGUUCUAACCUCCGCUGACGUGGCAGUGGAAGGCUUCUGUAUGUCCCGCUGCGGGACCCACGGUUCUUCUUCUUCUCCUUCUCCUUUGAAGGGAAAGAAUAACAAGUUCGCUUACAUCUGGGUUGGUAACUCCGAGACACAAUGCCCGGGCCAGUGCGCGUGGCCCUUCCAUCAGCCCAUCUACGGGCCUCAAAGCCCGCCACUUGUUGCUCCAAACAACGACGUGGGCCUAGACGGUAUGGUCAUCAAUCUUGCUAGCCUUUUGGCUGGAACCGCCACUAACCCCUUCGGGAACGGUUACUACCAGGGCCCAGCUGAGGCGCCUCUAGAAGCUUCUUCAGCUUGCCCUGGAGUUUAUGGAAAAGGUGCAUACCCUGGCUAUGCUGGGAACUUGUUGGUGGAUUCCGCAACUGGUGCUAGCUACAAUGCAAAUGGUGCUAAUGGAAGGAAGUACUUGCUUCCUGCUCUCUACGAUCCUUCUACAUCUUCGUGCUCAACGCUCGUGUGAGGAUGCCAACUGCUAUAUUAGUAACACGGAUUAGUACUAUUUGGAUUAGUAUAUUGUAAAAAUAAAGCACUUUCAUGUAGGAUAAAAUUGAAAAUUCAUUGAUUUGUUCUAUUA